UUUAUGUUUCUUUUUACAUUCGCAUCCAAAGCAUGUUCGCUAUAGGUGUUGUGGGCGUAUUUUGAACACAUAUGUGAACGUGUGUGUGCUCAAGAUAAGCGGCCAGUGCAAACAGUAAUUAAGAUAUACCCGUGUAUAGAAUAUAACAAUCCGUGCCAGUACAUCGUCGCCGCUAGUUAUUAUUCUAAUAAGACUCUUAGCCAACACGGAACGAAUUGCGUGUGCCUACAGUAAAUGUGAUAGAUCUUGAGUAGCAUGGGAUAUGCUAUGCUUACGCCUACAGACAAGUGUUUAAUGUUAACACCUGCGAAUUCAUUCGGCAUACAAGAAACGUGAUCACACUUUACACACACACUCUGGCACACACUGACGUGCGAAUGUAAUCCAAUCAGAAGUGCAUGAAACGAAAUUGCGCUUGAAUUCUCGCUGAUGAAUUAUGCGUGCCGCAGCUGUUUUCCUUAAAUAUACCGAGCAAUUUAAUUAAAGUGCGCGACAGUGUGAAUCGAAGUGAUUGCCAGCGAUUCGGCAAACCAUCAUCAUCGAUCAGCCCAAUUGGAAUUGAUGAAUUGCUAAUAGCCGGCCGAAUUUAAUUUAAGAAUAUAACAGAAAGAUGAAGGCCUCAAUUGAUAAGGAUUUGCUGCCUAUGAAGGCACACUACUUUCUCUUCAAUGCCGGCACCGCACCCGUUGUACCCUUUAUGCCGCCACUGGCGAAACAGCUGGGCUAUUCCGAUGUCGUCGUUGGCACCAUGUACAUGAUAUUGCCUAUUGUGGGUUUACUGGCAAAGCCGCUCUUUGGCUACAUAGCGGAUCGCUACCAUCGACAUCGAUUUCUCUUUCUGGCUGGACAACUGAUCACCGCUGUGGCCUUCUUUAUGGUGAUGUUUGUGCCGGCUGUGGAGAAGCCUCAGUUCCAUUGCCACGCCGGGGUGUCCAACAUACGCUACUGCUCCAACUAUCCAAAGGAUGCGGAGACGCAACUGGAGGCGUUCUAUGGGAACCGCACGCUCACCUGCAACAUGGCGUGCCAAAUGGAGCCAGACAUGUGGGACAUCGUCUGCCAGCACUGGCUCAAUGCGAAUCCGCUCAGCGACUGUCAGGCGAAUCGAACGAAGAACACGCUCAAUUUUUCCACCUACAUCGAUAUGAAAGGUUUGAUCGAGGAGGCGAAUGGCAAUAUGAGAUGCCUGAAUUUCCUCAUUCCGCACGACCUGGGCACAAUCGACUCCCGCAAUGUGACGCUCUACUGCCCCAAGGACAAGCCGAUGUUCCAGUCCAGUUGCCAGAUGGAGUGCAACGAUACGUUCAUCAACGAACUCCUGCCCGACAGCUCGGUGAUCAAUAUGGGCAACGCUGUUGCUCUGCCCGAGUUCUGGUUCUUCUUUGGCAUGCUGAUCAUCAGCUGGAUAGGCAUGGCCGUCGUGGUGAGCAUCGGCGAUGCCAUCUGCUUUGGCAUUCUGGGCGACCGACAUCAUCUCUAUGGCAGGCAGCGGCUGUGCGGCUCCCUGGGCUGGGGCAUCUUCGCCCUGCUCGCUGGCCUGCUGGUGGACACGAUGUCCAAGGAGGACAGCAUUGACAAGAACUAUACGAUUGUCUUCUGGAUGACGCUGAUUAUACUAGGCUUCGAUAUGCUCGCCUCCACCAAGCUGAAGCACACCCAGACGCACAUGUCGGCCAACAUCCUAAGGGACGUGGGUCAAAUGUUCCUUUCAAUACGUUGCGUCGUCUUCUUCCUCUGGUGCGUGGCCAUUGGCCUGGGCACAGCGCUGAUAUGGAACUUUCUAUUCAUCUAUCUGGAGGAGCUGGCGCAGCCGUUCGACCAUGGCGCCAACUUCAUCAAGACGCUGGAGGGCCUCGUCAUGAGCAUUCAGUGCUUUGGCGGCGAGCUGCCCUUCUUCUUCAUGUCCGGAUGGAUACUGAAGCGCAUCGGGCAUGUGAAUGCCAUGAGCCUGGUGCUGUUCGGGUUCGGUGUGCGCUUCAUAUUGUACUCGAUGCUGCAGAAUCCCUGGUACAUACUGCCCAUUGAGCUGCUCAAUGGCGUCACCUUUGGGCUCUUCUAUGCGACAAUGGCUUCCUACGCCAGCAUCGUCGCUCCGCCAGGCACGGAGGCUACCAUGCAGAGUCUUGUGGGUGCGAUCUUCGAGGGCAUUGGCGUCUCCAUGGGCAGCCAGAUUGGUGGUCAGCUCUUUGAUGGAGUUGGCGCUCGUACCACCUUCGAGAUCUUUGGCAUUGCCGCCUUCAUAGUGUUCGUCAUCCAUGUCUGUGUCCAAUUCUACCUGCAGCGCAAUGGCCCAGCUGAAAAUGGCACUGUCAAAUAUUUCGCACCGACAGAUGCAAUGCACAUGCUGAAUGAACAGGAGUAUACAGGUCUUAGCUAAACAGCUCCUCCUCAUCCUUCUCUGUGAUCUGGCGAUUUACCGAAUUCGUAUGCUUGCCAGCGUGAAACGACACACAAUCAGCCAAGAAAACAAAAUCAAAAUAACAAAA
This is a messenger RNA of Drosophila arizonae, 2486 nucleotides long. It is a transcript of the gene Sugb, whose product is annotated as Sugar baby transporter. Gene Ontology annotation, cellular component: membrane. Gene Ontology annotation, molecular function: transmembrane transporter activity. NCBI's taxonomy places the organism in Eukaryota, Metazoa, Arthropoda, Insecta, Diptera, Drosophilidae. The record is from RefSeq and is a predicted model, not a curated record.